AUGCUUGUUCCGGACUACCGUCAAAUCUCCGCGAAGUUCCGCAAGGAUUCAGGUGCCCUCUCUCAGGCAGGCGACCAGGAGCUGCAAUAUGCGCCCGUCGAGAAUCUAUCAGGCCGCUCCCAGAAAGAUUUCCCGGAGGCUGCGACCUUCAACCUCAUGAACGGAUGCCGCGGCACGGUGUACGAGGAGAAAAACAACAACGUCACUACCGGUACGUUGAAAGCGGGAGCUGACUUCGAUGUCAAGUGGAUCAUCCCGGCUCCCCACCCAGGCUAUAUGAAGUUGAGUAUCGUGAAGCCGACUGAAGGCUCCACUGGCAAGAUCACAUACCAAAACUACAAGACUAUUCCAACAGUCGAUCCGAUGUGA
This is a messenger RNA of Phytophthora infestans T30-4, 369 nucleotides long. RefSeq lists its product as uncharacterized. The transcript has 2 exons. The record is from RefSeq and is a predicted model, not a curated record. NCBI's taxonomy places the organism in Eukaryota, Oomycota, Peronosporomycetes, Peronosporales, Peronosporaceae. Bases 1 to 369 code for a protein of 122 amino acids.